Messenger RNA from Oncorhynchus tshawytscha (Chinook salmon), 1080 nucleotides. It is a transcript of the gene ntpcr, whose product is annotated as nucleoside-triphosphatase, cancer-related. The record is from RefSeq and is a predicted model, not a curated record. NCBI's taxonomy places the organism in Eukaryota, Metazoa, Chordata, Actinopteri, Salmoniformes, Salmonidae. The transcript is spliced from 5 exons. Gene Ontology annotation, molecular function: ribonucleoside triphosphate phosphatase activity.
AACAUUUCAUCAGAAAUGAUCAAACACGUUUUCCUAACCUGACCUCCGGGUGUGGGUAAGACCACCCUGGUCCAGAAGGCCUGUGACGUAAUAGUGUCUUCAGGUGUGUCUGUGGAGGGCUUCUACACCCAGGAGGUCAGGGAGGGGAGGCGCAGGGUCGGUUUCGACGUUGUUACUGUGACCGGACAGAGAGGAAACUUGUCCAGAGUCAGAGAGAAGUCUGUAGCUUCACAUGGAGGGAGGGAGUAUACUGUAGGACAGUAUGUAGUGGAUGUACCUUCGUUUGAGAACCUGGCUCUACCUCUCUUCAGAAACCUUGACUCUUCAUGCAGUAGCAACCAUCAGGUGUUUAUCAUUGAUGAGGUUGGUAAAAUGGAGCUGUUCAGCCAGGCGUUCAUCAGGUCAGUCAGACAGACCCUGGACUCUCCAGUCUUCUCUGUCCUGGGGACUAUACCCCUCCCUUCAGGAAAACCACUGGGUUUCGUGGAGGAGAUACGGACCAGGAUGGACGUCACUGUCUUCACUGUCUCCAAGGAGAACAGAGAUGUUAUAUUACCAGAGGUUGUGUCAGCUCUAAUGGACUGUCUCAAACAAAGUGCUAAGUAGGUGGAAGUUAUCCAAGGUCAGUGGAACAUCAUGGAGGGUAUUCAGAAACACAGCAGCACUCUGAACUAGACCCUGAUGAACAAGACUGACCCUGAUGAACAAGACUGACCCUGAUGAACAAGACUGACCCUGAUGAACAAGACUGACCCUGAUGAACAAGACUGACCCUGAUGAACAAGACUGACCCUGAUGAACAAGACUGACCCUGAUGAACAAGAUUGACCCUGAUGAACAAGACCGACCCUGAUGAACAAGACUGACCCUGAUGAACAAGACUGACCCUGAUGAACAAGACCCCUGAUGAACAAGACCGACCCUGAUGAACAAGACCGACCCUGAUGAACAAGACCGACCCUGAUGAACAAGACCGACCCUGAUGAACAAGACCGACCCUGAUGAACAAGACCGACCCUGAUGAACAAGACCGACCCUGAUGAACAAGACCGACCCUGAUGAACAAGACCGUCCCUGAUG